Hibiscus syriacus is the source of this 788-nucleotide messenger RNA. Its product is annotated as ubiquitin-conjugating enzyme E2 4-like. The record is from RefSeq and is a predicted model, not a curated record. Gene Ontology annotation, biological process: protein polyubiquitination; ubiquitin-dependent protein catabolic process. The transcript is spliced from 7 exons. Gene Ontology annotation, molecular function: ubiquitin conjugating enzyme activity. Gene Ontology annotation, cellular component: nucleus. Bases 79 to 633 code for a protein of 184 amino acids. Lineage: Eukaryota; Viridiplantae; Streptophyta; Magnoliopsida; Malvales; Malvaceae.
UUCUGGGGUUGCUUUUGCUUGUGAAGAAAUCUCAGUUUUUCUCCUUAUUUUUCCUCUCCAAAGUAUCCCCAAACAAAGAUGUCUUCUCCAAGCAAACGCCGAGAGAUGGACCUGAUGAAACUGAUGAUGAGUGACUACAAGGUCGAGAUGAUCAAUGAUGGCAUGCAGGAAUUUUAUGUUGAAUUCAAUGGACCAAAAGACAGUCCUUACCUCGGUGGUGUGUGGAAGAUUAGGGUGGAGCUGCCAGAUGCUUAUCCUUAUAAAUCUCCAUCGAUUGGCUUUAUAAACAAGAUCUACCACCCAAAUGUUGAUGAAAUGUCUGGUUCAGUUUGCUUAGAUGUCAUCAACCAGACUUGGAGCCCCAUGUUCGAUCUGGUGAAUGUGUUUGAAGUGUUCCUUCCUCAACUUCUUUUGUAUCCAAACCCAUCGGACCCGCUGAAUGGAGAAGCUGCUGCACUUAUGAUGCGCGACCGUGCUGCCUAUGACCAAAGAGUUAAAGAAUAUUGUGAGAAAUAUGCUAAGCCAGAAGACAUUGGAGCAAAGGCAGAGGACAAGUCCAGUGAUGAAGAGUUGAGCGAAGACGAAUACGCCGCCUCCGAUGACGAGGAAAUCGCAGGGAAAGCCGAUCCUUAGGGCAGCAUAAGAUAGCCCUUUUCACUAGUGAAAUUGUCUGUGUUGUAUAUUGAUAUUCAGCUCCAGGAAAAUCUGUCUAUUUUCCAUGUAUGUUGUGUAAAUUAAAUCAACCGUCGCUUUGAUAUUUCAAAACAUCCAUCCUCUGUUUUAAGACC